AUGGCUUCUCGCACUGCCUCAUCAGUCACUCUUUCGUUCCAUGCCGACGAAUACAAAGAUGAUGCACAAAUCAUCUCAGACAACGACGAACCCAACAUCGUCUCCCUACCCGAUGAUUACACGCGCGCCGUAACGGAAGAUUACCUCUCACCCUCCAUGAAAGCAGCUUCAAACCCUGACCACAACAUCCUAAAAGCUGUCCUAUCGCAUGGCUACUUCCUCAGCGAACAACGACGCUGCGACGAAGAAACCCGCGACCCGAAAAUCCUAGACUUCUCAUCAGAAUUCAGCCACGGGGCCAUCCGCUCAAGAGGUCGCAGCAUCGUAGGCAUAACAACACCGCUCAUGGAAGCCAUCCGCGCCCACCUCCCAGCAAAUGUCAAGAUCCUGCUCGAAGCCGGCGCGAAUCCCAACGGUGUGCCGCAUUGCAUCAUGGAGGAUUACGCGGCGCUGUUCUUGCGCUUUAGGCCUAGCAUCAAUGGCCUUAUCGACGGCAGUCCCGAUGUAGCGCGUAGGUCUGUUUUCUUGGAAAACAUGAACGUGCCGCAAAUUUCUAACCUCACGUGCGAGGAGGUUGAAGACCGCCAGGGUGGUGCCAUGGCGCCGUUUUGGUGCGAGGAGGGCUUUACGCAGGCUUGUUUCUGGACACAUGGUGAGACGAUGCCGUCACUUGUGCUGGCGGCGAAAAGUGGCGAGACUGAGAUUGUGGACUUGUUGCUGCAUGCUGGCGCUGAUGCGAUAUUUUGGAAAAGUCCGCAGUUUUAUGUACCGGAGACGGCGAGCGAGAGUUCGUUGAGUGUGAGUAGUCCGCUGCAUGCUGCGAUUGAAGCGGGUAAUGUGGAGAUGGUGGAAUUUCUGCUAAAGAGGGGGUUUGAGCCUAAUACGAUGCCGUUGGCGAAUCCGACUAGGUGUGUUACCCCUUUGAUGGCGACAAUUGUUCACUGCAGCAGUUUCAACAAGGAGGCCUUUGAUAUCCUAUGCCGAGCGCCGAGUAUCAAUUUCGAGCUCCGGACGCCGGUGUAUGGUGUUCAUAUCUUGCAUUUCGCUGUUGCGAGGCUGGAUUUCGAACUCCUGAAGCACGUUGCGGGUAAGACGCCGCUCGGAAAUGCCGGCGAGACUGCCUUGGGCCAUACGUUAUUGCACGUUGCCUGCAUGUGUGCUAAUGUUGCACAAAUUCAGAGACAUUCGGGUAUCAUAUAUAAGAGCAUUCACGAGACAAGAGAUCUAAGGCCAUUUAACGACACCAACCCUGAGUCUUUCAGUCAUGAUUGUGGGUAUUUCUCUGCUCAGACGGAAAUGGUAAAGUAUCUGUGGAACAACGGUGUACGGGACUUUUCGAAGCGCGAUGUUCAUGGAAACACAGCUCUUCAUUAUCUCGCUGGCUGUCGCGCUCUCAACGAGGAGCUUUUUGCUUGGUUGCUCUCCGAGAGAGGGUCGGAAACGCUAUGUGUGUGGCAGGAAGCUCAAAAUAUCCAUGGCGCUACUCCUAAGAUAUUGGAGAUGGCUAGUAAGGCAAGGGCUCAUAGAAAGGCGGAGACUUGGAGAGAGGUUCUUGAAAUGCCUCCGGAGACUCCACACGGCAACGCCUUCGCGAUGUCUCGACCAACAGCAGAUGACCAUCCAGCAACAAACGCUUCUGCAAAUCCUCCACCAGCUCUCACACAGAUGGCGAACUUGUCCCUCUCAUCGGAUUCAGCUCCAGACCAGCGAACGCUUCUCACCAUCCCGCCCGAAAUCCGUGACAAUAUAGUCAUGGAAGUGCUUCUCAACCCGGCACGCCCCAAUUUCGAAGCCGUCAACACCCCCACAGAGACUACGUUUAAGAACUACUUCUCCAUAGGCUUUGUCAAUAAGCAACUCUAUGCCACAGCUAAGGAUGUCGUCGCAAUAUCAAAGGGACUGGUGAUUAUCUCGAUGAACUGGGAUGGCUUGACGAAAGACAUCGAGACUGCCGGUAUCCCAAUAGUGACCGACCACCAUAUCCGAACGGUCACAUUCCAUUCUAUGAGAAUCCAUGUCAAUUUUCCGACCCUCAGCAAAAAAGUUGUCAAGUCCAUACUGGUUCUUGCCUCUGAUCUCCCUGAUAUCAGCCGUGUCUUGCGCGCCUUGAGUCUUGAUGCACUUCACCCACAAACUCAUGCCCACGGCGAGUUCCCUAGAAUUAGCAUGCAGAUUCAAUUUAACGAAGAAGUCACAACGACCAAGCAAGACCAGAUUCGGCUCCUCCGAUCUCUCAAGUACGCAAAUUCGAUCGGUUCCAUCAAAAUCUUGAAGUCGGACGAUCCCUCCUUACAAGUAAUUCUCCCCGGCUAUAAAGGCUUUCAAUAUGUGCCCGGCAUGCAAUUAUCUGGUUACAUAGAUGACUGUGAGAAAUGCCAAUGGUUCCUAGCAAUUCGCAAAAUCGACGGAGAUGACUACAUAUCCCUCUCCGACUGGAAGCUCGUCCACGCAGGCCGAGCCGUUGCAGCCAAGAACUACGAGUUAGCAAUGCUACGAUAUACAGAGAUCGUGACUUUUAUCGGGCUCUGCCAAUUGAAAAACCCAACCGUUCUAUUACCAAUCUUCGACUACGACACUCUAUUGGAUAUCCGAAGCUUUCGAGCAGGUAUCGGACUGGUUGAAAACUCGAUUUUGCUGAAGAAAUGGAAGGAUGCUAGGCACCAUAUCGUUCAUGUGUUGCAGGAUAUUGAUCACCGCGAGUGGAUCCCGAAGGAGGAGAAACGACAUGCCGAGAACCUUCUGUUCAAGGUUGACGAGUACUAUUGCCGCAAAAAGGUGGCCCGGAAGUCUGCAAAGACAGUUCAGGUUUCUGGGCCAACUAGACAGGGAGGUAGAACAGUAGUAGAAAGUGACGUGCUAGGACAACAUGGAGGAUACACCCCUUUCUCUUAG
Molecule: messenger RNA, 2892 nt
Organism: Lachnellula hyalina
Lineage: Eukaryota; Fungi; Ascomycota; Leotiomycetes; Helotiales; Lachnaceae
Exons: 3
Coding region: 1-2892 (963 amino acids)
Molecular function (GO): protein binding
Source: RefSeq, a predicted model, not a curated record